Messenger RNA from Closterium sp. Naga37s-1, 4527 nucleotides. Lineage: Eukaryota; Viridiplantae; Streptophyta; Zygnematophyceae; Desmidiales; Closteriaceae. The record is from the annotation of a GenBank genome assembly.
AUGUGCGCGCUGUGCAAGAAAUUCGACGAGGACCUCGUUAUAGACAGGUUUCGAAAUAAGACUAAGACGGGGCGGUGGCUCCAGUGCCCGUCGCCCAAGUGCGGCUGUUACGUGCAUACGGACGGCGCGUUGGAGCGCGGAUUGGUGCGGGUUCUGACGGAAAAGGAGGCGGAAAGUGCGCUCACGGGGCCCCCAGAAACGGUAGCGGCUGUAGGAGCGGGAGGAAAGGGCGGAGCGGUGGGAGAGGGAGGAAGGGGAGGAACGGAAGGAGCGGCAGUCCCGGAGAAGGCAGCGUCGACGACUGGAGAUACAGCUUCCGUUGUUACUGGUGAGGGUGCAGCAGCUGUUGAGGGGUCGAAAAGGGGAAGGGAGGAGGAGAAGGAUACUGGUGCACGUGCGGGUGCGGGUGCUGCUUCGGGUAGUGAUCAAGACAGGGAUGCGCGUAAGGGGAGUGAGAGUAAUGGAGGAGGGAAGCGUGUUAAGGUGGAGAGUGGUGUGAUUGAGGGGAGUAAGGCCAAGGUUAAGGCAGAACCGGAUGCAGCAGGGCCUUUAGGGGCAAUAGGAUUGCUGAACUCACCUCCGCCUAAACCAUCUCCACCCAACCCAUCUCCACCCAACCCCUCUCCACCCAACCAAACUCCGCCCAUUCCACCUCCGCCCAGCCCAGCACCGCCCAGUCCACUUCCGCCCCCUUCACCCAGCGGCAGCGCCAGCCGUGCGGACAGUGACGCUGUUCCCAACGCGUACGCCGCUGGCGGAGUGGAAGGGGGAAGCCCCGCGUCCCCUCCUAGUGCAGGCGCAGGUGUAGGGGCAGGGUCAGGUGCUGGGACAGGGGCGGGCGCAGGGGCGGGUGCAUUGGUGGGUGCAGGAGCACGGAUGGGCGCAGGGGCAGGCGCGAACGCGCUGGGGAGUCCGGAAAGCGGGGGGAAGGGUAACACCGCCCCUGCAGGGAAGCGGGCGUUUGCAGGGGGUGGGGGAACGGGUGCGCGCGUGCCAGAUUGCAUGCAAUACGUGUGCCCCCUGUGUGGUUACACUAGCGCAAUGUGGGACCUGUUUAGAGAGAUGCUGACGACGAGUGCAGGGGUGAAGAAGAAGGACAUGGGGAAGCUGAGCGAGGAGAUGGCGCGUGUGGUGAGGGUUACGCGCGGUGCUGAGUGGUGCGAGCCAUACCGGCGGCUGCAGGAGCGGUUGACUGCGGUGAUGCAGAGUAAUGAGGGGGUGAACAAGGUGGUGGGGGAGCUUCGAGCGUGUUUCGGCGUGCAAGAUUGCAUCAGAGCACCAGGCAUGUGCUUUUUUGAGCCUCCCCCUCCUCCUGCUCCUCCUGCUCCUCCCCAAUCCGGGUCACCGAGCCCCAUGCAGAUCGACCCUUCUACCAGCCCUCCUACCGUACCUGCUACCGUGCCUGCUACCAUACCUGCGACCAGCCCUCGUACCGUGCCUGCUACCACACCUGCCACCACACCUGCCACUGGUCCAGUUCCGCCGCGUAACUCCUCCCCCUCAACGCACACUGCUCACGCGCAGGCAUCAGCACAGCAGGGCCCAGGGGUAGCAUUACAGGGGGGCAUUGAGGCGCCUGGAAAGUCACAGGCAUCAGUGCAGCAGGGCUCAGGCGUAGCAGCAUUGCAGGGGAACCAGCUCGGCCCAGGAACUACAACCCUCCUAGGGACCGGCAGGGGCAGAGGGGGGAAUGAUAGUGUGUCUGUGGUGCCAAGUACUGGUGCUGUGACUGUUAAUACUGGUGGUGUGGGUGGUGCUGGUGGCAAUGCGUUGUCCGUUACUGCUCACCAGCAGAUGCAACAGCUGCAGGAACAGCAGCGGCAGCAGCAGCAGCAGUUUAGCUCACCUUCCUCUGGUUCUGCUGGUGGCGGUGUCUUAUCAGGCCAACAGCACAGUGCGGGCAGUGGGGGGGGUGAGCACAGGGCAUCCGGGCAAGCACCAGCUUCCUCUGGAACCUUUUCAGCUUCCAACUCAACUCCACUCUCCCCCACUGCUGCUCCUCGCCCGCCCACUCAUACCGGCCCGCCCACUCACACCGGCCCGCCAAACGCCGCUCUGAAGGCCUCGUACACUCUAUACAACACCCAGAAGAACCCUACCAGUGCCUCCGCCUCCUCUAACGCCCUCUCUAUCGCCCUUUCCUGUUCCCCGCUUACCCUUCUUCCAACCAGCUCGGCCGUGUAUGCUCGCAGCCCCAGCCCUCCCUUCGCGACACCUGGCAGCUGUAAUAAUCCCACUGCUUAUUCCCCUGCCGCCGCCGCUCUUGCGGCGAGCGCGCCGCAGUACAAUAAACCCAAUCCCAAUACCCCUGGGUCGAACGCGAAUCUCGUAUUUCGCUCGAAUAACGACCUGGGUAGUAGUUCUCAUGGGGUAUCGAGUCAGCAGCAAGGUAACCACUCGUUCCCUGCAGUCUCGGUAGUGUCAGAAGGCCUGCCUUCAGGAGCCAAUCCGCUUCUGCCACCUGGCCUGUGCCUGCCCUUCCCCCCUGGUAUAGUCACAGAGGAGAGGGUUUCGGCUUCGGCCCUUGGGUUGGCUCUAGCAGCCCAGUGUGUGACUGUAGUGUCUGUGCCUGAAGAGAGGGGCACAGGUGGGUCGGGAGGGGCGGGAGUGGUAGGAGUGACAGGAGUGACAGUAGCAGCAGGAUCAGGAGCAGCAGGAGGGACUGGAGCAGCAGGAGCGGCAGCAAUGGCAGGGGACACACCUGAGAUUGGAGCAUAUGGGAUAACAGGAGCAGGAGGAGCAGGAGGAGCAGGAGGAGCAGGAGGAGCAGGAGGAGGGGGGGUGGGCAGGGGAAACGGGGGCGGAGGGGCAGGUGGAGCGUCGUGGAAUAAGGCUGCUGUGACGGCUGGAGAAAGGAAAGACUCGAAGCACCUGAAAGGAGCUACAACUCCAGCAGGGGCAGGGGGAGGGAUGGGAAGCAGCGGAAGUGCUGGAGGAGGGAGUAGAGCGGGGCCUGGGGGAAUAGGGCCCAGGGGAGGGGGGAGUGUGGGGAGUAUGGGGGGGGUGGGCGCGGGCAGUGUGGGGAGCUUGGGGGGAGGAGGAGUGUCGGCCAUUGCAGGGAUUGUUCAACCACCAUUGCCAGAGUUCAGGAACAUAUACAACGGCGCUCAGAUUCCCCUCCCUCCAACGCUGAAGAAAGCAGCAACAGGAGGAGACUCCUUCCCUGCCCUCCCGCCCUCUCUGCUCGCUCUUGCGGCUUCUUAUACCACGAGCUCUGCUGCCGCUGCUGCUUCUGCUGCGGUUCCUGCUGCUGCUGCUGCUGCUGCUGCUGGUGGUACUGCUGGUGCUGCCGCCGCUGCUAUGGCUACAGCUGGUGCUGCCGCUGCUGGUAAUGGUGCUGUUGCAACGAAGGUCUGGCCAGGUGGGAAGCGGAAAGCACCUGAGGGAGGGCGAGGGGGGGAAAGGGACGAAGGAGGCAGUGCUGGGAGGCUGGUGGGAAACGGGGGAGUGGAGACAAUGGGACGAGGUUCUAAUGUGGCCGCUGGUGGUAAUGGCAUGCAGAAGGAGCAGAGGGCGAGUGGGGAGGGAAGGGGGGUGGUGGACAGUGUGGGUAGGAGUCAGGCAGGGGAGCCAGCAGCACAGGGUGCAGUGGCAGCGACUGGCAGUGGUGGUAUUGCUGCCAAAGCAGGUGCUGGUGCUCUGAGAGGCUCAGGUGGCGCAGGUGGGCUUUCAGGUGGGCUUUCAGGUGCCACAGGAGCUGCCUUAGCCAAUGGCGGUGCCUUCGCAGGUAGAGAUUCUGCCACUGCCGCCACUGCUCCAACUACAGCUUCCCAUCCUGCUGCUGCUGCUGGUGGUGCGGAGAAGGAGCAAGGUGGCAGUGGUGGUGCGCAAGACAGAGAAUCCUAUUUGGGUGAUGAGAGCACGGGAGGAGUGAAGGGCAGUGAACGGAAGAGAGAUGCGGAGGACGGGGGGGAUGCAGGCCAUGAGGAGGCGAAGAGGUGGAGAAAGGCAGGAGGCGAGGGAGCUUGCGGGGACAGAGGGAUGGCGAAUGGAAAGGUGAAAAAUGAAGGCAGGGAGUUUGCGGGAGGGGCGAUUCAAGGGGGUAUGGAGGAGGCACUGGUGGGAGCUAUAGUUGGGAAGCUAGAGCGCAGGCGACAGGAUUUGGAGGAGAAGCGAAGGGAGAGGAGGGAGAGGCUGGAUGUUAUUGUGGGGAAGCGGAAGGAGGUGCAGGAGGUGCGGGAGGAGAAGAGGAGGCGGUUGGAAGAGGUGGAAAGGGAUGCAGAUAGGAAGGUCCGUGAAGCAGAGGAGCUGGAGGCUCGGGCGGCGAAGGCUCGGGCCGAAGCAGAGGCGGCGGUUCGGGGGAAGGCGGAACUUACAGCGCGGAUACAGGAGGAGUAUAGGGAGAGGGAGGUGAGGGUGGUGAGGGAGGUGGGGCAGGAGGAGAGAGCAAGUGUGGAGCUGGAUAAGGUGAUUGCUGAGGGGGAGCAAAAGCUGCGGGAGAUGGAGAAAGAAAAGGAGGAGAUGGUGAAGAGAGUGAGGGAGAUGAUGAGAAUGAUGGUGACUCAGGUGGAAGGGUGGGGAGAGUAG